This is a messenger RNA of Saccharomyces mikatae IFO 1815, 894 nucleotides long. RefSeq names its product pyridoxine biosynthesis protein SNZ1 (gene SNZ1). The record is from RefSeq and is a predicted model, not a curated record. Lineage: Eukaryota; Fungi; Ascomycota; Saccharomycetes; Saccharomycetales; Saccharomycetaceae. The transcript has a single exon. Gene Ontology annotation, biological process: pyridoxal 5'-phosphate biosynthetic process; pyridoxine biosynthetic process; amino acid metabolic process. Gene Ontology annotation, molecular function: amine-lyase activity. Bases 1 to 894 code for a protein of 297 amino acids.
AUGACUGGAGAAGAUUUCAAAAUCAAAAGUGGGCUCGCCCAAAUGCUAAAAGGUGGUGUCAUCAUGGAUGUUGUCACUCCAGAACAGGCUAAAAUAGCAGAAAAAGCAGGCGCAUGUGCUGUGAUGGCACUAGAAUGCAUUCCAGCAGAUAUGCGCAAGUCAGGUAAGGUUUGCCGCAUGUCAGAUCCCAAGAUGAUCAAAGAUAUAAUGAACUCCGUUUCCAUUCCUGUAAUGGCAAAGGUGAGGAUUGGCCAUUUUGUUGAAGCUCAAAUCAUUGAGGCUUUAGAAGUUGACUAUAUUGACGAAAGUGAAGUCUUAACUCCUGCUGACUGGACCCAUCAUAUUGAAAAAAGCAAAUUCAAAGUCCCAUUUGUGUGUGGUGCUAAGGAUUUAGGGGAAGCUCUAAGAAGAAUCAAUGAAGGCGCCGCUAUGAUUCGUACUAAGGGCGAAGCUGGAACCGGUGAUGUUUCCGAAGCCGUAAAGCAUAUAACUAGAAUUACAGAACAAAUAAAAGAAUGUCAACAGUUGAAGGACGAAGAUGCGAUUGCAGGGGCCGCCAAGGAAAUGAGGGUACCAGUUUCUUUACUAAAUGAAGUUAUAGAAAGAGGUAAGUUGCCUGUAGUCAAUUUUGCAGCUGGUGGUGUAGCAACCCCGGCUGAUGCUGCAUUGUUAAUGCAGCUGGGUUGUGAUGGUGUGUUUGUUGGUUCAGGUAUUUUUAAAUCAUCUAAUCCUGAAAAGUUGGCUACCGCAGUGGUUGAGGCCACCACUCAUUUCGACAACCCUACCAAAUUACUUGAAGUUUCCAGUGAUUUGGGAGAUUUAAUGGGUGGUGUUGCUAUCGAAUCCAUCAAACAUGAUUCUAACGGCAUAAGACUUUCUGAAAUAGGUUGGUGA